Haemonchus placei is the source of this 1113-nucleotide messenger RNA. The record is from the annotation of a GenBank genome assembly. Lineage: Eukaryota; Metazoa; Nematoda; Chromadorea; Rhabditida; Trichostrongylidae.
AUGUUGCGCUUUAUACUCGGACUAUCCAUUGGUGGCGCUAUUACAACGAAAGCUGCUUAUAUUACAGAACUUCUACUUCCAAAACAGCGUAUGCUGAUUCGUGGAGUAUUCAACUGGGGUGUCGCCCGUAUUGCGCUCACCUUAGUAUGUAUGACGUUCCCCAAUUGGAGGACCGCUAGUAUCGCUUGCGCCAUCGGAAUGCUACCAGCACUCUUCAGCAUCGCAUUCAUCUUCCCAGAAAGUCCUACAUGGCUCCAUAGCAAGGGCCGGUUGGACGAAAUGAAAGCAGCUGAAAGAUAUAUUGCAAGUUUUGCUGGUGAGAAAUACGAACCUGUGCCUCAUAAACCUAUUGAGCACGUAAAGACCCUCUGGGAGAUGUGGCAAACUCGAGGCCUUUUUCGCCGUCUCAUCGUUUUAUGGCUGAUGUGGUUUGUCGCUGCUUUCUGUUCAUACGGUAGUGAUCUUAAUUCGAAUAACAUCUAUGGCAAUCUGUUCGUCAAUCAGAUCCUCUUCGGUGUACUCAUAAUGAUCUCAAAACUGAUUCUUCUCGGAGUGGACACGUGGUUCCCUUCGUUUAGUCGCCGCCAACUUCAUCAGGGCGCUCAGCUAGUGGUAUGCUUCUGUUUCCUCACUCUAAGCAUACUUACAAUGCGGCAGUAUACGGGUUGGGGUGUGCUCGUUGUGAAUCUAAUGGGUACAGUAUUUAACGAAUAUACAUGGGAUGCAUGCUUUCUAUGCACUGUCGAAUCCUUGGAAACGUCGUGUCGAGCGAGUGGUACGGGAAGCUGCUCACUUAUGGCGAGAAUCGGAGCUAUUUUAGCGCCUGUUGUGGGUGCAGUUACAUUCUUCAAAGCGCUCACCCAUAUGAACAACUUCUGGCCGCCUUCCGUGUAUUUCAGUAUUUUCGUGAUGGGAUCACUUAAUUUUAUCAUCUCGAACCGUUUUUUGAUAGAGACUAAAGGUGUCGAUCUCGAUAAUGUCGCCAUCGAUAAUGAUUCUGUCCCAAAAGAACACGAAGUGCUGUUAGGCGACAAUCUUCUAGCAGGAAAUGAUGGUGAUUCGCUCAUGGAUAAUCAGCGGUUGCCUGGAAGGAAAGCAUCUGUCGACAGCUGA